CUUCCUUGUAGCUCACUCUCGCCUUUUAACCAGAGCUAACAGAUCUGCUCUUGAGAGCCAGGAAAACCGGACGUUCUGCGCCAUGCUCACACACAUAUACGAUGGGGAAAACAUCUGAGCCAUCUGACGUGGAAGGAUUUAUAGGUUUAAGCGAAAUUGCUUUCCCAACAGUGAGAUGAAAUACCUCGGAUGUUUCAGUGUGUAUUUGUGUCUAUAGUAUUUCUGGCGCGAACGGUACCAGGGAUCAUGUCUGACGCACAUACAAAGUUCUCACAGUAGCCUUUAUUUUCUGAAACGAGACUUUUGGACAUCUGGGUCCAGAACGCUGUCAGUGUGGACACUAUGCCCACGGAUAUCCUCCUACUGCUGCUGCUACUUGCCUCGGUGGUUGGCGCAUCUGUGAGGUCGGUUGGUCCAAGGGGGCAUGUGCUUCAGAACUACAGGCAAAUCAGAUUCAAAAGAGAAGUACAGUUGGCAGUAAAAGGACAUGAAAAGGUUGGCAGCCCUAUACUGAGAAGGAUUCCAGAUAUCACCAAAAACACCAUGAGUAAUUCAGAACGGCUCUUAAGCAUAAAUGAUCACGACUUCACAAUGAGGCCUGGCUUUGGAGGACCUGCUGUUCCAGUUGGAGUUGAUGUUCAGGUGGAAAGUCUGGACACGAUCUCAGAAGUUGACAUGGACUUCACCAUGACCCUGUAUAUUAGACACUACUGGAAAGACGAGCGCCUCUCUUUCCACAGCACCACCAAUAAGAGCAUGACCUUUGACGGGCGCCUGGUCAAGAAGAUCUGGGUGCCAGACAUGUUCUUUGUCCACUCCAAGAAGUCUUUCACACACGACACCACCACAGAUAAUGUCAUGCUGAGAGUCUACCCCGAUGGCAAGGUGCUCUACAGCCAAAGGGUGACAGUGACAUCAAUGUGCAGCAUGGACUUGAGUCGCUUCCCUCUGGACACACAGACCUGCUCCCUGGAGAUCGAGAGCUAUGCGUACACGGAUGACGAUCUGAUGCUCUACUGGAAGAAAGGGAACAAUUCCCUGAGCACUGAUGAAAAUAUCUCCCUCUCCCAGUUCCUCAUCCAGGAGUUCCAAACCACCUCAAAACUAGCCUUCUACAGCAGCACAGGCUGGUACAACCGUCUGUAUAUCACCUUCACCCUGCGACGCCACAUCUUCUUCUUCCUGCUCCAGACCUACUUCCCUGCGACUCUGAUGGUCAUGUUGUCCUGGGUGUCCUUCUGGAUCGACCGCCGGGCCGUCCCGGCCAGGGUUCCUCUGGGUAUCACCACGGUGCUCACCAUGUCCACCAUCAUCACUGGAGUCAACGCCUCCAUGCCCAGGGUUUCCUACAUCAAAGCUGUGGACAUUUACCUCUGGGUCAGCUUUGUGUUUGUGUUCCUAUCGGUGAUAGAGUACGCUGCAGUGAACUACCUGUCUACGGUGCAAGAACGGAAGGAAAAAAAGCUACGAGAAAGGCUGCCCUGCACCUGUGGCAUGACCCACCCGGGCAUGAUGGGCAGCUACAGCGAGGAGGACGUCAACAACACGGGGAACUAUGGCUGUAUGCUCGAGGAGAACGGCGCCAUGAAGCAGCAGAGGAUGAUGGUCCAUCUGGACAUUGAGGAGAACAACCAAAUCACAGGACAUGUGGGCUCCAGUGCCUACAGCAGCAUGUGGGUCGACACCCACGCCAUAGACAAGUACUCCCGGGUCAUUUUUCCUGGGUCGUAUACUCUGUUUAACAUCAUCUACUGGUCCUGCUAUCUCUAA
This is a messenger RNA of Oncorhynchus keta (chum salmon), 1770 nucleotides long. RefSeq names its product gamma-aminobutyric acid receptor subunit rho-1-like. Bases 343 to 1770 code for a protein of 475 amino acids. Gene Ontology annotation, cellular component: GABA-A receptor complex; synapse; neuron projection. The transcript has 10 exons. Gene Ontology annotation, biological process: chemical synaptic transmission; signal transduction; monoatomic ion transmembrane transport. Gene Ontology annotation, molecular function: neurotransmitter receptor activity; GABA-A receptor activity; extracellular ligand-gated monoatomic ion channel activity. The record is from RefSeq and is a predicted model, not a curated record. Lineage: Eukaryota; Metazoa; Chordata; Actinopteri; Salmoniformes; Salmonidae.